AUGUCUUCACAGCCGGUUUGGGAUGCUCAAGUACAAAGAUGGAGAUGUUUAGGACCUCAAGAACAGCAAUUGGUAUAUAUUGAUGAAGAAAAGUCAUGGAAGGAAUACGAUUUUGAGAAUAAGAAGUUUUUAGGUAGCUUUCCUGUUGAAUCUAAUGCAGACGAUAAUUCUGCUGAGAAGGGUGCAGAAGAGACGUCAGAAACGAUAAGUGAAAAGAAGAGAGAAUACCCAGAUGAAUCAUACUCAGAAGAGCAGCAACCCGAUGCCUCAGUGAAAAGAACAAAAAAAGAAGAAACUUCAUCAAACAAGGAUGAAACGCUUGCACCAAUCAAUAAGGCUAUUUAUGUUUCCGGUCUUCCCAAAGACGUGACAGUAUCAGAAGUGAAAGAAGUAUUUUCCAAAUGCGGAAUCAUCGCCGAAAACGUUGAUACAGGUACGCCUAGAAUUAAAUUGUAUACAAAUGAGGACGGUACGUAUAAGGGAGACGCCUUGAUCGUUUUCUUUCGAAGCGAAAGUAUUCAAUUGGCAGAACAGCUAUUCGACGAUACCGAAUUUCGACUUGGCUCAGGAGUAAAGAUGAAAGUUCAAGAGGCUAGUAUUGAUUACAAAAAGGAAAAGUCUGUAAAUCGGGAUGUCAGCGAUUCGGUCAAGAAGAAGGUCCAAAGAAAGCGACAGCAACAAUUACAAAAAAUCUCGUCUUGGGGAGAAGUUGAAGAAGAAGUUGAUGAAAAAAGAAGAAAGCGUUUUGGGAAAAUAUUGGUUUUGAAGCAUAUUUUUACAUUGAAAGAACUGGAUACCCAGCCUGAACUGUUACUUGAUUUAAAAGAAGACAUCACAGCUGAGGCCGAAAAAUGUGGACGCGUUACCAAUGUGGCAUUAUAUGAUCAAGAGCCGGAUGGCGUUGUAACGAUUCGAUUUUCAAACAACGAAGAGGCAGAAGAAUGCAUGCGAUUAAUGCAAGGUAGAUACUUUGAUGGAAGAAUUGUGGAAGCAUCUAUAUAUGAUGGGAAAACGCGAUUCCGAAAGUCUGGGAAGCAGAGUUUCGAGAAUGACGAAGAUGAAGAGCACAGGUUAGAGAGGUUUGCAAGCUGGCUAGAAAAAGGCGAGAAAGAUGAUCAGUGA
Molecule: messenger RNA, 1122 nt
Organism: Schizosaccharomyces osmophilus
Lineage: Eukaryota; Fungi; Ascomycota; Schizosaccharomycetes; Schizosaccharomycetales; Schizosaccharomycetaceae
Gene: uap2
Product: U2 snRNP-associated protein Uap2
Exons: 3
Coding region: 1-1122 (373 amino acids)
Biological process (GO): mRNA splicing, via spliceosome
Cellular component (GO): U2 snRNP; U2-type spliceosomal complex
Molecular function (GO): RNA binding
Source: RefSeq, a predicted model, not a curated record